GGAAAUCCUGACUGGCCCGUAAAUCGAGUCGUCUCCUGAACGCAUCCUCAUUUGCUGCAUUCCCGCACCGCCCACGAGUUAUGACCCCCUAAAAACGAGACAAGGCGGGCCGAGAUUUUAGAGAGAGAGAGCAACCUACUUCGUACAUCUGCGGUAUUCACCAUCAGGUAUCCGUAUCACUCGAGCCGGAACUUGUCUUGUCCCAGCGCCCGAGCUGUCGGUUCCCACACAGUGUUCCCGAUGUCUGGCUAGGCUUCGGUCUCGAUAAGCUUUCGCCAAACCUCCAAAUUUGACCCUGGUUGCGAACACAUACAACGUGGCCCGCCUGCAACCCGGCGUAGGGCGAUUAUUCUUGGCUUCAUCACACGGUAGAAGAGGGGCGACAAGAUGCGGUUCUUCGACUUGACAUUGCUAUUUGGGGCGGCUGCGCUGGUCGUUGCGCAAUCGCCAGAGUUGGACGACGACGAGGACGAGCCGGCCAAGGUAGACACGCUUUUCAAUGGGAAAAAGGUGCCGCCGAUGCUCGAGUUGACCCCCGACAACUGGGAGAAAGAGCAUAAGGCGUCCAAGUACUUGAUGGUCAAGCAUUACAGCCCGUACUGCCCGCAUUGUAUCGAUUAUGCUCCGACAUUCCAGACGUUGUACGAAUUCUACCACACCUCAUCGCCCGCCGGGAGCGCGCCCAAGGACGCCGACUUUGCCGAUUUUUACGGCUUCCGAUUUGCCGACAUCAACUGCGUCGCAUACAACGACCUGUGCUCGAAGCACAAAGUUUCGUCAUGGCCGACCACCAUCCUCUACGAGGACGGCGAACCAAUUGUCACCUUCAAGGGUGUCAAAGCCAUGAGCGUCUUGAGCGGCGCGGUGGAAGAUGCUCUGGAGAAAGCGAAGCCGGGGACACGCCCUGCUGCGCUCGAGCUACCGGAACCUGGCGCCCAAUCGUCCCCCGGUUCGAACAGCAAACCGGCCGACAAGACCGAACCGGACGCGAGGAGCCCCGCCGAUGAGAAGGACGAGGCGAGGAGCAAAGUGGCUCCCGCUCCACCGAUCCCCGAGGCCCCAGCCAAGUCUGAAGAGACAACAAGCCCGAAGUACGCUUCGGUUGCAUACAACCCACCCCAGCAGAAGAUCCUGACGCCGAAGACGGAACCGAAUCCUAACGGCAUUUCGGUGGCGCUGACGGCCGACACUUUUAAGAGCUUGGUGACCAUGACGCACGAGCCCUGGUUCGUCAAGUUCUAUGCGCCGUGGUGCCACCACUGCUUGAGCAUCAAGCCGAACUGGGAGCAGCUGGCCAAGGAAGUCAAGGGCCGGCUCAACAUUGGCGAGGUUAACUGCGAUGCCGACCCCCAGCUGUGCAAGAACGUCGGCGUCAGGGGCUACCCGACCUUCCUUUUCUUCAGGGGCGGCGAGCGCGUCGAAUACCAGGGUCUCCGUGGCCUGGGCGACUUUAUCCAGUAUGCCGAGAAGGCCAUCGACCUCGCCAGCGGCAUCCAAGACGUCGACGCCGAGUCGUUCAAGGCUCUCGAGGAGAAGGAGGAGGUCAUCUUCCUGUACUUUUACGACCACGCCACCACCACCGAGGAUUUCAAUGCGCUCGAGCGCCUGCCUCUGAGCCUGAUCGGCCGCGGAAAGCUGGUCAGGACACGGGACCCUAAGCUGUACGACCGGUUUAAGAUUACCACGUGGCCGCGGCUGCUCGUGGCGCGCGAAGGGCGGGCUACCUACUACCCCCCGCUCAGCCCGAGAGAGAUGCGCGAGACCCACCUGCUGAUGAACUGGGUCAAGUCCGUCUGGCUGCCUCUGGUGCCGGAGCUGACCGCCUCCAACGCGCGCGAGGUCAUGGACGGCAGGAUCGUCGUUCUUGGGAUUCUGAACAGGGAGAACCAGGACUCGUUCCAGGGCGCCAUCCGGGAGAUGAAGAGCGCGGCCAACGAGUGGAUGGACAAGCAGAUCCAGCUGUUCCAGCUCGAGCGGCAGGAGCUGCGCGACGCUAAGCAGCUGCGCAUCGAGGAGGCCGAGGACCGCGACGACCACCGGGCGGCUCGCAAUGCAAAGAACAUUAGAAUCAACAUGGAUCGGUCGGACCGCAAGGAGGUCACGUUCGCAUGGGUCGAUGGCGCCUUCUGGCGGAAGUGGAUCCGCACCACGUACGGCAUCGACAUCAAGGACGGCGACAGGGUCAUCAUCAACGACGAGGACAACCGGCGCUACUGGGACCAGACCAGCACGGGCAACCCGAUCGUCCCCUCGCGCACGUCCAUCCUCGAGACCAUCAACAAGGUGACGGCGAGCCCGCCCAAGCUCAAGCCGAAGCUGACCAUCGGCUUUUUCGAGAAGAUCGUCUUCGACGUCAAGACCACCUUCAAGGAGCACCCCUACCUCAGCUCGGGCUGCGUGCUCGGCAUCGCCUUCGGCUGCCUCUCGCUCUUCCGCGGCCGGAUAAGGAAGUCGGCGAGGGGCGGCGGCGGCGGCCACUUCCGCCUCGACGACGCCGCUAACAAGGCGCCGCUCCUGGGCGUUUCGGCUAACGGCAACAAGGUGGACUAGGGAUGGAGGGGAAAAAAAAAAAAGAAGAAGACUUGGAUGGGGUGGGGGUAGGAUGGAUGGAUGGAUGGGUUGGGUCGGGGCUGGGCUUCGGACGAUAAUUCGGGGUCUUUUUUUGUUUGUUUUUUUGCCGUAUACAACAAUGGUGUGUAUAACACUUGGCUGGAUGAGGUCGGCUUUUCUGGGUGUCUGGACAAGUGGAUGGAUGGAUG
Messenger RNA from Chaetomium fimeti, 2759 nucleotides. Its product is annotated as thioredoxin-like protein. The record is from RefSeq and is a predicted model, not a curated record. Gene Ontology annotation, molecular function: protein disulfide isomerase activity. Gene Ontology annotation, cellular component: endoplasmic reticulum. Gene Ontology annotation, biological process: peptidyl-cysteine oxidation. NCBI's taxonomy places the organism in Eukaryota, Fungi, Ascomycota, Sordariomycetes, Sordariales, Chaetomiaceae. The transcript has 3 exons. The coding region runs from base 388 to 2550 and encodes 720 amino acids.